Messenger RNA from Purpureocillium takamizusanense, 537 nucleotides. RefSeq lists its product as uncharacterized. The transcript has 3 exons. The record is from RefSeq and is a predicted model, not a curated record. Gene Ontology annotation, molecular function: ATP binding; ABC-type transporter activity. Gene Ontology annotation, cellular component: membrane. NCBI's taxonomy places the organism in Eukaryota, Fungi, Ascomycota, Sordariomycetes, Hypocreales, Ophiocordycipitaceae. Gene Ontology annotation, biological process: transmembrane transport. The coding region runs from base 1 to 537 and encodes 178 amino acids.
AUGAUACGCGCGUCGCUUUCUGCACUCAUAUACAACAAGGCUGUCGAGCUGAAUUCGGAGGCCUCCGACGCAGGACGGGCGGUCACCUUGAUGAGCACCGAUGUCGCCGGCAUUGUCGACGCGGGAGAGCUGUUUCACGAAACGUGGAUGCGGCUCAUCGAAUUGACAAUAGGUGUCAUCAUUCUCGCAAGUCAGGUAAAGUGGCUGGCGUUGUUGCCAUUUGCCAUCAUAUUCGUUUGUUCAAGGGUGAGCCGUCAUCUUGCAAGGAAUCUUCGCUCCAGACAGGGAGCGUGGAACAAGGCAACACAAGACCGCAUGUCAGCGCUGAGCUCGAUAUUGGGUUCCAUGAAGGGACUCAAAAGCCUUGGUUUGACCGACAAGAUGGUUGAAUAUGUUGGAAACCUCCGAGAGCGUGAGAUUGAAACCUCAAAGCAGACGAGAUGGCUGAGGGUCAUGUAUAACUCAAGCGCCAAUGCGCUCGGAAUAUUCGCCCCGGUCCUUACCAUUGUACUCUACGCAAUCGUAGCAGAGGCUUAG